UAGCCGAUCUCCUACCCAGAUCCAUCAACCAUCUUCUCCACCGCCACCUCCGCGCACACGCACACCACCGCUAAGCCGGCUACUGCAGUCAAACAGGCUGACACACAUUCAACCCGAAAAAGACAAUUCAGUAAAGAGAUACUGUAUGUAACCCGUAUUUAUAUACGAUAUAUUUCAAUAGAUACACCGCUCGGUUUUUAAGCUAAGGAAAAAGGCGACCCCGUGUUUCAAACAGCUCAAUUUUUCUAAAGAAGAUUUAUUCGUUGUAUUAGUAUUGUUAUUAUUAUUAUUAGUAUUAUUAUUAUUAUUAUUAUUAUUAUUAUUAUUAGUAUUAUUAUUAUUAGUGUUUUGUAUAUAAGAAGGAAGAAACAUGUCGAAUAAAGACAAGAAAACCUGCGGGGACGUUUUGGACGAAUGGAAAGAAUUCUUCUGGAACCCGAGGACCCGUGAAUUUAUGGGCAGAACCGGGAGCAGUUGGGCUCUUAUCCUUCUCUUCUACCUCGUCUUCUACUGCUUCCUGACUGGCCUCUUCACUCUCACUAUGUGGGUGAUGCUGCAGACCCUGGAUGACUACAAACCCACCUACCAGGACCGCCUAGCCACCCCAGGAAUGAUGAUUAGACCCAGAUCUAAAACACUGGAGAUUACCUACAGUAUGUCCAACACAGAGACAUGGGACGGCUAUGUCAAUACGCUGAACGAAUUCCUGUUACCCUACAAUGACAGUCUCCAGGCAGCCAACAAUGAAUUUUGCACCCCCGGGAAGUACUUCACUCAGGACGAUAGCAGCGAUGUGCGCAACAACCCGAAACGCUCCUGCCAGUUUAACCGCACUGUGCUGGAAGAUUGCUCCGGGCUGGAGGAUCAAUACUACGGCUAUAGGAAUGGACAACCCUGUGUGCUGAUCAAGCUGAACCGCGUUAUUGGGAUGAAGCCAGGAGAUGGAGAAGCUCCAUUUGUCACCUGCACAGGAAAGAAAUACAAAGUGGGCAAGGACACCUGGAAAGAAGACUCUGAUAAGAUUGGACCGAUUGCCUAUUUUCCUCCAAAUGGCACCUUCAAUCUGAUGUACUACCCUUACUAUGGCAAACAUGCCCAGGUGAACUAUUCCCAACCACUAGUUGCUGUGAAGUUUCUCAACUUGACCAUGAACACCGACAUUAAUAUUGAAUGCAGGAUCAUGGCAAGAAACAUCAAAGUCAACAACGAGCGAGACAAAUUUGCCGGCCGCGUCUCCUUCCUAUUGAGAAUUGACAGUAUAUAAAAACACCACCCUGGCCCUCAUCUUAUCAAAAUACACCCCCUCCCCUUUCCUUCCUCCCCAAAACACCCUGGCCCUCACCCCCUCCCCUUUCAUAACACCCCCACACCCCCCGUAACAGGUGUCCCUCACCGAUAGAUAGAUCGAUAUCAUUUUGGACUGGACUUGCUGUUGAUUUGGCAAGCGAGAUAUCUGGGAACCAAUAAGACGAAGCGAUUGUGAAGUGGAAUUGUGGGUAAGGGGUACGGGGGUGGGGCUGUUCUGAAGAGGGGUGUCUCUUGUUGUUUGUUUGGGGGGGGAGAGGGUUGUUAGAAUGUGUUUUCGACCCCCCCCCCCCCCAAUGUCUCCUACAUCCCCCACACCAACCAGAAAACCUGUUAGAAUCCAGAAUUAGGGAUGGUGGCCACCGUAGGACACACUUCUUUGUAAACCAAGGGAAUGCUCACAGAAAAACUCUUUCUUCUCUUUUUUUCACCUUAUAAAAAAGUUUCCCACAGUAAAAGCCCAGCAAAGUGUAAUCAAGCACAGUGCAAGCAUGGUAAAGCAUAGCCAAGCAUUGUAAAGACCAGAGAGGGGCAGAUGGUUCUCCUCCCAUUGGCUGAUGAGUUAAUAAUGCUGACACCAGUACCUGCCUCUCCCCUACAGAGCUUGCUCUUCAGCUGAAUGGUAAGGCGUCUUGGAUCUGUAUGGUUUGUCCUUCGCGUCCAGCCCUUGACUUUCCAUUCAACUCAAUGGGCUGAGAUGACAAUUCAGUAUAUACAGGUAGAGCAAAACAGAUGACACGGCAAACCAUAGCAAACUAUGCAUAGCAACCAAUUACCGUGGUGAGCUUUUAUAAGGGUCUCUUUCUUUCUUUCUCUUCUCUCUUUCUCAUUCUUUCUCUCUUCUCUUUCUCCUCUCUUUCUCUCCUUUCUUCUCUCUUCUCAUUCUUACUCUUCUUUUUCUCUCCUUUUCUCUUAUUUCUUUCCUUUCUCUCUUCUCUUUUUCUCUCUUUUCUUUCUUCUCUCUCCUCUCUCAUCUCUUUCUUCUCCUUUCUUCUCUUCCUAUUAUUUCUCUCAUUCUUUCUUCUCUCUUCUCUUCCUCUCUUCUAUUUCUCUCAUUCUUUCUCUCUUCUCUUUCUCCUCUCGUUCUCUCCUUCUCUCUUCUUUCUCAUUCUUUCUCUUCUUUUUCUCUCCUUUUCUCUUUUUCUUUCUUCUCCCACCUUCUUUCUCUCUUCUCUUUCUCUUCUUUCUUUCUUCCUCUUCUAUUUCUCACUCUUUCCUCUUAUUUCUUUCUUUUCUCUGUUCUCUUUUUCUCUCCUUUCUUUCUUCUCUCUCCUCUUUCUCUCAUCUCUUUCUUCUCUCCUUUCUUCUCUUCCUCCUAUUUCUCUCAUUCUUCUCUCUCUUCUCUUCUCUCUUCUAUUUCUGUCUCUCUUCUCUUCCUCCUCUUUCUCUCCUUCUCUCUUUCUUUCUUUCUUUCUUUCUUCCACUUUCUCUUUUCUGCCUCGAGUCCUGCUGCCAACACACUUCACAAACCACCUCCUCACAGAACAUACAAAAAUAUAUAUAUGUAUAUAUCAAGAAUCAAAUCAAUAGGGGGGAGGAGAGAGGGAAAAUGUAGUCCAGGCCUUUUAAAGCUGGUUUAAAAAACAUUCAAUUCCCAAACAAAAAUAAUAACGUCAAUCUGAGAGUUAGCCAAGGACAGCUUGUGGUCUGUGGUGGAUUCCUGUUGCGUUGUAGUUUGAAACCCUGCAUUAACACUGCGAUCUAUGAGCAGAGAUCAACCUGGAGAUGAGCUGUGAGGUAACACAACUUAAAGAAGGAAAAAUGUCAAUUUAAAAAAACAAAGAGAAAUUUUAAUAGACCUGACCUGGGACUAUGAACACGCGUUCUCGGUGGCUUCUUUCACUCUUCUUUCAUCACUCCCUCCUUCCUUAUUGGUCACAUCACGACCCUUGUCUUCAACUGAUAAAAGAACCGAUACAGACCUCUCUCUCUCCUGCUUCCUCUUAAUACUCAAUCCUUCUUUUUACAACAGGCUGUAUCCUAUACCCUGCUAUGAAAUGAACUCCCCCUCUCUCUCUCUUCUCCCCCCUUUCCCUUCUCGCCCCCACUCCAUCUCUCUCCCUUUCUUCCACUCCCCUUCGCUCCCCCCCCCCCAGCACCUUGCAAAUACUGUCUUAGCUUCUGGCUUUGAUAUUUUGUUUCCUCUCAUUUUGGUUAUGAAACAAUAAUGGAAACGAAAUCUAAAUGUGUUUGUCUGGAGGAGAAUGUGCACAGAUGUAGUUUAAACGUUUUAUCAUAAAAGAAUGUGUGUGUGUGUGUGUGUGUGUAUAUAUGCAGGGAUGGAAAUAAGACUCCCGUUGCACAGCAGUUUGAUCCAUUCCUUGUUUCACUAGGAGUUUAAUAAGACUCACCUGAGCUUGUGACCUAUACAUAUAUAUGAGUGAAUGAGUGAAAAUGCUUUGCAAUAAGAGUCUUAUUUCCAUCCCAUAUAUAUAUAUAUAUAUAUAUAUAUAUAUAUAUAUAUAUUGUGGAAGAAUAGGGGGAGGAGAGAGGAAAAAUGUAGUCCAGGGGUGUGAUAGAGGACUACAUCACCCAGAAUGCAUUGAUGUUUCCAAUCCUGGUUCUAAUUACAAACCCAAGGCAUUCUGGGUGAUGUAGUCCUCUAUCACACCCCUGGACUACAUAUAUGUGUGUGUGUGUGUGUGUGUGUGUGCAUGUCUAUCCCAGCUGGAUUAGUAAAGGCUAUGUGAGAAGGUAUUCAUUACAAAGCCCUGCUUCUUACUCCUUUAUGAACCCUUGCAUGGCUUAUUUGUAAAUCUUUGAUAGAUGUAAUCAGACUCAAGUUGUUGCUGACAAUGAAUUUGUAAAAUGCUGAAAUGCAUCUUUCCCACCCUUCAGUUAGGCUGCCCAGGCCAAUUCAGACAUCAAGGUAGCUUGUUUAACUUGACAAGGGGAUAUAAUGGGGCACAAUCAAAAAUAAAAAUCUUUCCCUUUAAGUGUGUUAUUCAUUCCCGCUUCACUUUCCUAGUGGAGUGGAGUUCUCUUUCCUAUACUGCUAGAGCGCUCUGCAGUGUGGAGAGUGGAGUUCUCUUUCCUAUACUGCUAGAGCGCUCUGCAGUGUGGAGAGUGGAGUUCUCUUUCCUAUACUGCUAGAGCGCUCUGCAGUGUGGAGAGUGGAGUUCUCUUUCCUAUACUGCUAGAGCGCUCUGCAGUGUGGAGAGUGGAGUUGUCUUUCCUAUACUGCUAGAGCGCUCUGCAGUGUGGAGAGUGGAGUUCUCUUUCCUAUACUGCUAGAGCGCUCUGCAGCGUGGAGAGUGGAGUUCUCUUUCCUAUACUGCUAGAGCGCUCUGCAGUGUGGAGAGUGGAGUUCUCUUUCCUAUACUGCUAGAGCGCUCUGCAGUGUGGAGAGUGGAGUUCUCUUUCCUAUACUGCUAGAGCGCUCUGCAGUGUGGAGAGUGGAGUUCUCUUUCCUAUACUGCUAGAGCGCUCUGCAGUGUGGAGAGUGGAGUUCUCUUUCCUAUACUGCUAGAGCGCUCUGCAGUGUGGAGAGUGGAGUUCUCUUUCCUAUACUGCUAGAGCGCUCUGCAGUGUGGAGAGUGGAGUUCUCUUUCCUAUACUGCUAGAGCGCUCUGCAGUGUGGAGAGUGGAGUUCUCUUUCCUAUACUGCUAGAGCGCUCUGCAGUGUGGAGAGUGGAGUUCUCUUUCCUAUACUGCUAGAGCGCUCUGCAGUGUGGAGAGUGGAGUUCUCUUUCCUAUACUGCUAGAGCGCUCUGCAGUGUGGAGAGUGGAGUUCUCUUUCCUAUACUGCUAGAGCGCUCUGCAGUGUGGAGAGUGGAGUUCUCUUUCCUAUACUGCUAGAGCGCUCUGCAGUGUGGAGAGUGGAGUUCUCUUUCCUAUACUGCUAGAGCGCUCUGCAGUGUGGAGAGUGGAGUUCUCUUUCCUAUACUGCUAGAGCGCUCUGCAGUGUGGAGAGUGGAGUUCUCUUUCCUAUACUGCUAGAGCGCUCUGCAGUGUGGAGAGUGGAGUUCUCUUUCCUAUACUGCUAGAGCGCUCUGCAGUGUGGAGAGUGGAGUUCUCUUUCCUAUACUGCUAGAGCGCUCUGCAGUGUGGAGAGUGGAGUUCUCUUUCCUAUACUGCUAGAGCGCUCUGCAGCGUGGAGAGUGGAGUUCUCUUUCCUAUACUGCUAGAGCGCUCUGCAGCGUGGAGAGUGGAGUUCUCUUUCCUAUACUGCUAGAGCGCUCUGCAGCGUGGAGAGUGGAGUUCUCUUUCCUAUACUACUGCUUCUGUUUCAAAGUACUGGUAUAUAUAUAUAUAUAUAUAUAUAUAUAUAUAUAUAUAUAUAUAUAUAUAUAUAUAUAUAUAUAUAUAUAUAUACUGAGCAUCAAAAGAAACAUAUCACUUAUAUUUGGAUCAAAUUCACUAGAAGUGAUCGAAAAAUGACAAACUCUGUUUUCGAGCUGAUACAGUGACUUUUUAUUGUGCUGAUUAACAACCGACAUCACGAAGACGCUGCAGAAUGAUCUGUGGAUCUGGGGCAGGGGUUGUGACUCUUGGUCUCCCGGUUCGUGGGCUGUCAUUGACAGAGUGCGUCUGUGUUAUAAUAGUGAUACGUUUCUUUUGAUGCUCGGUAUAUAUAUAUAUAUAUAUGGGAAUCUUUAAAACAAAGGAACAGUUAUGUGCAAUUUUAGCAGAGUUAAGCAAUACAAUCUCAUGCUCCUGCACCUUCAUAAGAUUCAUUUUUGUCAAGCAUUGCAAAUCUGAAAAGGAAUCUUAAAACUGCUUUAGUGCACAUAACUGGCUCUUGGUCUGAAGAUUAUAUAUAUAUAUAUAUACAGUAUAGUGAUAAUGUAAGAUGUUUUUUAUUUUUAAAAUGGAGCUGAUGAAGAACACCAAUGUUUUGCUACUGUAAUCCCAAUCUCUGCAGAAUGAAUGGACUCCACCUCUAUGCUUUUAAUUCUUUUUUCUUUUCUAUAUAUAUAUAUAUAUAUAAAGAUAUAGAAUAAUACUUAAUGCCUGUUAUUAUAUGAAAACUGUGGAACCUAAAUGAGAAAUAAAAACAAAUAAACACAA
Molecule: messenger RNA, 6315 nt
Organism: Acipenser ruthenus (sterlet)
Lineage: Eukaryota; Metazoa; Chordata; Actinopteri; Acipenseriformes; Acipenseridae
Product: sodium/potassium-transporting ATPase subunit beta-2-like
Exons: 8
Coding region: 371-1264 (297 amino acids)
Biological process (GO): potassium ion import across plasma membrane; intracellular sodium ion homeostasis; intracellular potassium ion homeostasis
Cellular component (GO): sodium:potassium-exchanging ATPase complex
Molecular function (GO): ATPase activator activity
Source: RefSeq, a predicted model, not a curated record